Chara braunii is the source of this 1661-nucleotide messenger RNA. NCBI's taxonomy places the organism in Eukaryota, Viridiplantae, Streptophyta, Charophyceae, Charales, Characeae. The record is from the annotation of a GenBank genome assembly.
CCCCGGCAGGUGGCAAUCUGCAAGGAGUGGUGCCACGUGGCGGUGUAGGGGACGGACAAUUUCGACCGCCAAAUGACGCACCUUCGUCGUGCUCACCAAACGCCGUGCACACCUGCCACUGCGCCGACAGGAGAAAGAGUUGACGACUUGUCUCCUGCAUGUUGCAUGGCGUCCGCAUCGGGGCAUUCCGGGAUGUGGGAUGGAAUGCCGUCACCGAUGGGAUCAUCCAUCGGAGGAGGUUCACGAGAGAUGACCAGGGAUGGUGGGGCGUCUGAUCCUAUGCGACAUACGGUGCGUGGCGAACAACACCUCCCAUCACCGCCUGUCCACCGACCUGUCACGACAGACGAGGGGGGUUCUUCUCGCACUUUCCCUGACAACGAAGGACCGACAUCAGUUGGUGCUUCCGCUGAUGGGCCGACUGUGUUGAGCGAGGAGACGAACACAAUGCGUGGCAGACAACGGGCCCGCAAAGCGCCUCGUCCGGAAACACCAAAAAAACACACACCUUGGUCCUUGGAGGAACGCAUGUGCCUUUCGAAGAUCUGCGGGGAGGACGAUGCUUUGAUGGCAGAUGCAAACGGUCCUCACAGGCACAUGACACGGGGGAGAAGGUACGAGUGGAUCAACAACGGCAUGCGUGAUGCGGGAUACAAUCGGACACCUGAGAACUGCAGGAAGAAGUGGACAAAGAUGAAGGACAAUGUGAACCUCAUCUCAGACAAGUGCGACCGAUCUGGGCAGGCUGGGUACUACAACAUGGUUGCUGAUGAAAGGAGGGAGAAGGGGGUUCCGCUUGGCUUCGAACGCUCUCUGUGGGACGCCAUGGAAUGGUGGAGGGUGAAGGCUUCAUUCAAAUGCAACCACACCCUUGCAUCAGAGGAGAUGGACGUACCUAAGUCGGGGGGGGUGAAUGAAGAGGCGGGCGGGCCCGAUCGUGCCGGCGAGGCGGCUUCCGAGGGUGGCGGCACUGAUGCUUCAGAUCACAGUGCGAAGACACGGCGAACAUCGGCGGGCAGGGUUCGUGGAGACGGUUCGCCGAUGACGGCGGGGAUGAGGGCGAUCAUGGAGGAAUCGACGAGGGCUCCCGUCGCUGGGCUGGAUAGAGCCUUCGGGACGCUGGCACGUGCGACGAUGGAAGGGGCUUUGAUGCUCUCCUCCCGGGUUGGCGACAUCGCACAACAGAUAGGCGCCAUUGUCGGGGCUAUGCAGGAAGGGAACGCCGUCAUGGCCAACCUUGUGGCGGUUAUGGCGUCCAGGAACCAGGAAGCUUUCGGGGAAGAGAUGACAAGGAGGACCACGCGAGUGUACUCCGUGGAUGUGAACGGCCUGCCAGCUGUCAACCUCGAUGUCGCUCUUSGUUACGCGGGGGACUUGCUGAGCCAUGUCCUCAUCUGGKUCACGAAGCCCACUUACGACAGACCGGACGRCUGGAGUAUGCUGGAGCACGACAUCGUCGGGGACAUCGUCCUGAAGAGCCUGGAGUACCUGGCGCUGGAGCACACGGAGCGACUGGACAUGGGGGCAUUCUACCACACCUUCCUUGAUUGGCCGCUCGUCGGCCGGGGGUAUCUCCACGGCGAGAUCAGGUUGUAGUCGGGAAUCGUGGUGUGUUGAUGGUGCUGUUCUUGUGUAGAUGAGACGUAGGCAGUAUGGGUAUU